ACAUGCAGUCCCUAUUCUUGAUCAGUUUACUCUUCGGCUUGGCUUGGUCCUCGCCGGAAUCGCAGCUGGCGCCCACAUCCCCGGCACCAGGAAACGACACCUCCGACGAAGCCGAGAUACCCGCCUUCUCGCCCUUCAGCCUGCGCGACGGCAGGUUUGCCAUAGGCGCCUUCGCCAAGGUGAACUGGUUCCAGGCCCAGGCCACCUGUGCCGCCUACGGGUACACGCUGGUGAGCAUUACGUCCGAGCAGGACCAGCGCAGCCUGCGCAACUUCCUCUUCGAGUACGCCCGAAACCAGCAGGAGCUCCUUGCCGAUCCGCUCUGGACCUCCGGCACGGACCUGGCCAGCCCGAACAACUGGGUCUGGUUCAGCAAGGGACGGGCCCUCAACUACCGCAACUUCCAGAAUGGACUGCCCGGCUACUCCAGCGAUGGCCGGCAGUGCCUGGGUAUCAACGGAAUCAACGGACUGUGGGUGAACGAGGAGUGCGCGGAACAGCGCUACUUCAUUUGCGAGAAGCGCUGUCAGUUCGACGACGACGUUUAGUACCUCAAAUGACGAAAUAGGUCCAAAAACGUUUGGUGUUGGUUUAUUAAAAUAGCAGCCAAAUGUGUGCAAGCAAAAACAAAAA
Molecule: messenger RNA, 633 nt
Organism: Drosophila subpulchrella
Lineage: Eukaryota; Metazoa; Arthropoda; Insecta; Diptera; Drosophilidae
Product: macrophage mannose receptor 1
Exons: 1
Coding region: 3-548 (181 amino acids)
Biological process (GO): biological process involved in interspecies interaction between organisms
Cellular component (GO): external side of plasma membrane
Molecular function (GO): carbohydrate binding
Source: RefSeq, a predicted model, not a curated record